AUGUCCACAGCUGGAAUUUCAGAAAUUUUGGGAUCAUUGCUCCAGCUGGAGGAAAACUUCUCCUCCUGCCUGGCCCGGAUCGACGCCCUCAUCCUCAAACCUCUGCUCCAGGCAGAAUUCCCAAAUUUUCCCAGUUCUAUUGGGAAUUCUGUGGUGAAGAGUCUGUAUUUCGUCACCUUCGCCAACUUUGUUGUGGUCCAGGGCUUCGAGCAGGCCGCCAAGAGCAAGAGCGAGGCCUGGAAGCUGCACAAGGCGGUGCUGAAGGAAUUCCUGCGGGAUUUCACCUCGGAGAGCUCCCUGGGCCUGGCCCUGCACUUGGUGCUCCACAAACCCUUCCGGGAGCACAACCAGGGCUACCUGCAGCUCCUCUCGCAGCUCCAGGAGCAGCUCCAGGAGGGGUCGGAGCGGGAUGUGGUGGCCACUGUGGCACAGGAAUUCGGGAAGCUGGAAUCCUUCAUCGGCCAGGUCCUGGAUGAAGCUGCCUUCACCAAGGAGCUCUGGAAAUCCCUGGGCUACAAAUUCACCGAUGUGCUGUGUGUCCCCGAGAGGAGGCUCCUGGAGGACAGCAGGAACCUUCCCAUCGCUUCCGGCACCACCCGCUCCGAGCGGCUCCUGCUCUUCGACGACGUCCUGGUGCUCAUCCAGGGAAAUAGCUUCCAGAGUUUUGAUCUGAAGCUGGUGUGGGUGGAUGAAAACUGUGGAGAGAAAUCGGCUCCAGGAUUGCACAGCCUACGCAUCACAACCCCGGAAGAGACGUUCGUCCUCUCCACCAAGGACCCUCAGAUGAAGGCCGUGUGGCGGUGGAAGCUGGAGCAGGCCGUGCGCCAGGCGCUGAACGGGAAGCGGGAUUUUCCGCUCUGGGGCCGCAGCGGGGAAGGCAGCGAGGCCCCGUCCCGCCGCUUCUUCACCUAUGUCUUCCGCAUGGAGGGACGGCUCCGCGGGGCCACCUACGAGGGCGAGUGGCUCUGGGGGAAGCCCCAUGGCAAGGGGACGCUGAAGUGGCGCGACGGACGCAACCAUGUCGGGGAUUUCCAGGAGGGCCUGGAGCACGGGUUUGGGAUCUGCCUGGUCCCGCGGCGCUCCGAGGACCGCUACGACUGCUACAAGUGCCACUGGUACCAGGGCAAGAUGAAGGGUUAUGGAAUCUGUGAGUAUGGGAAUGAUCUGGUCUACAAGGGCUACUUCAAGGACAACGUGCGCCAAGGGUUUGGGAUCCUGGAGAACUUCUCGGCUGAGCGUCCCUUCAAAUACACAGGACAGUGGGAAAACGACAAAAAGAACGGAUACGGAGUCUGGGAAGACAAGGAGAGAGGGGAGAGGUACAUCGGGAUGUGGUUGGAUGACCACAGACACGGAGAAGGCAUCGUGGUGACUCAGUCAGGGCUCUGCUACCAGAGGACAUUCCAUGCGGAUAAAAUGGUGGGUUCGGGAAUUCUGCUCCUGGAAGACAACUCCGUCUACGAAGGGAACUUCACGGAAGAUCUGACAUUUGUUGGAAAGGGCAAGCUCUCCUUGGCCAACGGCUUCGUGCUGGAGGGGACGUUCAGCGCGCGCGGCGGCCGCGGGCUCAGCACCCACGGCGUGCUCAGCACGGCCAGCGAGCCCGAGCGGCCACCGGCCACCGACCAGCUGGGCCUCAAAGAAUUCCCAGUGGAGAAGAGAUGGACGGGAAUCUUCGAGCAAUUCCAGGAAUUCCUCCAUUCCGGCUGCAAGGAGGAAACGGAGGAAUCUUUCACGGGAUUCCACAUCCAAACCAGCAAGGAGCUGAGGAAAUCCCAGGAAUAUCUGUUCUGCCAGAGAGGCGCUGAGGAGAUUUCUUGGAAAAUUGAGGAGAUCCUGGAAGAGCUCGUCCAGCACCAGGAGCCAGAGUCGAUCCAGAGUUACUUGGAGAAGGCGUUGGAAUCUUCCCUGCAUCCCUUGGGAAAGCUGCUCAGGGCUCUGACCGUGGCGUUCCAGGCAACGUAUUCCGGGAUCGGGGCCAACCGGCACCUGCUGGCCAUGGCGCAGGAGGAGGUCAAGUUCUACUCCAAGAAAAUUUGGGAAUUCUACCGGGGUUUGCUCCGGCUGGCCCUGGAGCGGAAGGGCCGCGCGCCCUCGGAGGACGCGGAUCCCAGUCUCGGGAAGGGCUCCAGCCUGGUGCUGCCGCUGAUCCUGCCUGGAUUCUAUCCCGAGCUCUCCAUGCUCUACAUGCUCCAGCACCAGCGGGAGGACGAGCUCUACUGCCAGGGAAUCGUGGAGCUCAGCCUCUUCCCGGAUAUCCAGCUCCUGGAAUUCCUGGAUGUGCAGAAGCACCUGUGGCCUCUCAAAGAUCUCACCCUGACCUCCAACCAGAGGCGCUCCCUGAUCAAGGAUAAAUGUUUCCUGUCUGCCACCGAGUGUCUGCAGAAGCUCAUGAUCCAACACCUGGGAGCUGAAAUCCAUCUGAUCCGGGAUUUGAUGGAUCCGACCAACCAGGGAGGAAUGUUGGACUUCCUGCUGACGGCACUGGAGUCGUGCUAUGAACACAUCCAGAGGAUCCGGCUCCAUCCGAAGGAAAACUCCCACAGCUCCUGAUCCAUAGGGAAAAUGUGAAUUUUUCCGAAUUUUCUGGACCAAACCCCUCUGGAAAAAGCGGGAAUUGUAUCCCUGGCUGCCUUUAAAGGGAAGAAUUCCUCCCCAGCCGAGGUUUUCCUGAUCCCAAAAACACUGGAAGGGCUGGAAUUUUCAUCUCCAAGGUUUUUGUUUUUGUUUUGAGUUUUAUCCCCUUUUCCUGCAAAUAAUUCCCAGGAAAAAUCUCCUUUUCCUGCUCGGGAUGGGUUUUUUAUUUUUGCACUGGAAUAUUCCCAGAAAAAGAAGGAAUUUCUUAGGGAAAACCCAAUUUUUAAGAGGAUUUCUUGGACUGGGAAGGAGAGCUCAUCCCAAAACUCCUAAAAAUUCCAGGAAUGAGAGGAGAUUUUUCCCAACACUCCUUUUGCUACUUUUCCCAACUCAGGACUUCUCCAAUUCCAUUUGGAAGCUGCUAUUCCCAAAUUUCCCCAUUUUUCCCGUGCUCCAAAAUUUUUAUUUCUCCUUGGGAGACCUCAGGGGUGAUCCCACACCUUGGAUAAUCCUGUGUUUCUUUGGAAUUCUGGAGGGCUCGGAAAAAACACGGAUUUUUCCCGGAUUUUGGGAAAUUCUGGGAAAACAAGCAGAAAUUAUGGAAUAAAAACUCCAAUCGCAGCUGGAUUCGUGCCCUGCCAAUCCCGGAGGUGCUUUGUGCUCCGAGCUGGAAUUUCCCUUGGAAAAGGAAUAUUUGGGAUAUUCCCAAUGGAUAUUCGGGAUGCUGUUCCCAGCAUCCCAAAAUAAUUUAAAAAUAGCCUAAAAAAAUCUCAUUUCUUUACAGUUUUUUCAUUCUUCCUGGUAAUUUUUUCCUUAUCCAGGAAAAUAAAACUCCCCAAGCUUUUUUCCAGCUGUUUUUCCCAAGUUUUCCUGAUUUUCUAAAUUAAGGAAAGUGCUCCUUGCUAUUUUUGGAAAUGAAGAAUUGGAAAUCCAAAGCUCACAAAAAAUGGGAUUUUUGUCAUUUUUCCCUUGGGAUUUUUUAAUUUUUCCAAGGAAUUUUUUUGCUUUAUCCAUGUGACUCUGGGAAA
This is a messenger RNA of Pyrgilauda ruficollis (rufous-necked snowfinch), 3605 nucleotides long. RefSeq names its product ALS2 C-terminal like (gene ALS2CL). The transcript is spliced from 24 exons. NCBI's taxonomy places the organism in Eukaryota, Metazoa, Chordata, Aves, Passeriformes, Passeridae. The record is from RefSeq and is a predicted model, not a curated record. The coding region runs from base 1 to 2553 and encodes 850 amino acids.